Symbiodinium sp. CCMP2456 is the source of this 705-nucleotide messenger RNA. The record is from the annotation of a GenBank genome assembly. NCBI's taxonomy places the organism in Eukaryota, Dinophyceae, Suessiales, Symbiodiniaceae.
GUCCGGGACCGGAAAGAGCUGCAGGCCGAGCUGAAGCGGGCCUUGGAUGCGGAGGUCUUAACCCGAGAGGAGGGCUUGGCAACGGAAAAACGGAGCAGGGAAGCCUCCAACGCACAGCUGGAUGAGCUCUUAAAGGUCAGCCUACUCGAGGAGCGGACUCAACGUGGGCUCUGCAUCGAGGACUGUCGCAAGGACCUGGCGGCUGUGAAGGGGCGCUUGGCCGAAGAGGGAGCUCGAAGGGACCACGACACGGCAGAGCGCCAGUUCGAACUCCAGAAACUCGAAACGGCCCUGGCCGACAUACACCGGGAGCGCUCCGCAGACGUCAGUCGCCUCAGGGACACCUUGGAACAUGUCCGCGGGGAGUUUCUGGAGGGCAGCAAGGCUUUGAAGGACGAGGUACUCAAGCUCGACGCUCGUUGCCUUGCCGACCGUGCGACAGCCGAGGGGAUCGGCAGAAUCGCCCGGGAGCAGGCCAUGGGGCUGGAGGCAGCGAUUCAGGGUGUCCACGAGGAUGUCACGCGGGAGGCGGACGAGCGCAACGAAGCGUUUCGGAGGUUAGAGAGCCGCAUCGCCGACGAGCGGCGGCAACUCGAUACUACAGCGGCCACCCAGCUGCGCUCCAUCGAGGAGCGCUUGCGGCAAGCGGAGGAAAACGCCAGGCACAGGCUGCUGGAAGAUUCGCGCCUGCCGGGAACGAAAGCA